This is a messenger RNA of Rhipicephalus sanguineus (brown dog tick), 4234 nucleotides long. Its product is annotated as oxysterol-binding protein-related protein 1. Lineage: Eukaryota; Metazoa; Arthropoda; Arachnida; Ixodida; Ixodidae. The record is from RefSeq and is a predicted model, not a curated record. Gene Ontology annotation, cellular component: cytosol; membrane; intracellular membrane-bounded organelle. The transcript has 25 exons. The coding region runs from base 242 to 3271 and encodes 1009 amino acids. Gene Ontology annotation, molecular function: protein binding; sterol binding.
GUCUGCGUACGACUAUUACACUUCGUAAUGGGUAUUUUUCGUUAACGUAGAGGUAAAGCUGUUCGCCAAACACGCGCGGAUAUUCUGUAUGCUGCGUGAAGUGUCGUAUUGCAAGGUUGUGCCUUAAGGGUGAGGCUGGGAGGCGUUGUGCGCGCGCGCGUAUGUGCGCUUACUUACGUAAGAUCGCCGUAUCAUCGCCUCUCGGGUGUCAAGAGAACGGAGUGAGUCUCUCGUGUCGUAGAUGACGAUCAUGAGCGUUCUUUCGGACGACGAAGAUGCCUGCGGUGCUGCCGAUCUAUCUCCCGAGGAAGAACUACUGCAGGCUGCGAGAUCGGGCUCAUACACGGCUGUUGAGAACCUCCUCAACAGUGCUGCCGCGGAAAAAGUCGCCCCCAACGUUGACUGCAAAGGCACGCAGAAGGCCAAUUUGGGCUGGACACCGCUGCACUUGGCCUGCUACUUUGGACAUUUCGAUGUGGCUGAACUUCUACUUGAGCAUGGGGCCUAUGUGGAUGUCAUCAAUCGUGAAGGAGACACCCCCUUGCACAAGGCAGCUUACACAGGCCGAGAGGGCCUGGUGAUGCUGCUUCUGAAGCACAAUGCGGACGUCUUCAUCAUAAAUUGCGAGGGGCAAUCUCCGCGCCAAGUGGCCAAGGAUGAAGAUAUCAAACGCAUUUUGGCAGCUGCAGAGGCUGCUGAUGCAAGAAAAAAGGCCGACAAGCUUUUUGCCGCUGCGAAGGAAGGGAACAUGAAGACCAUACAAUGCCUGCUUCGUGGGAGGCAUCCACCGAGCAUCAACAGUGUCGAUGGCUUUGGCAACACUGCUUUGCACUGUGCGGCAUACUGUGACAACAAGGAAGUGGCCGUCUUCCUCCUGCAAUGUGGAAUUGACUCAACCCUGCGCAAUCACAGAGAGCAGUUGGCAUCUGAUUUGGCACGGACGGAUGAAAUGAGACAGAUUCUUGAUGUGGAACCCAUUCGUCAGCUACGCAAGAAUGCCAACAGGCAUGAGGGACCCCUACUCAGGAGGAAGAGGUUCCUAGGUCCUCGUCUAGUUUGGGCUGUUCUGGAUAGAGGAGUGCUCUCAUUCUUUCGUUCGCGUGGUGAUGCUGCAUCUGGGAUGCGUCGAAAACGCUUCUACUAUCUGGAUGCUGCUCAAGUUGAGUGUGAUCCUGCUGACGAGGCAGCGUUCACUGUAGUGUUUCCUGAAGACCCUGCUGAAAGGCUGGCAGUGCCUCCGGAUGAGAAUGAAAAGGUGGACCGCAUGAAGUGGGUGGCGAAGCUGAAGGAGCACAUUGAGUUUAGCCGGCACUACACACAUCAAGGCAUGCGAGCCUCGGACAGUGAGGAGGAUGAACCCAUGCCCCUAGGUUCCAUUGAAGACGUUCUGUCGACGGCCCAGGCCCAGCAGCAGCUUCUGCAGCGUGGCGUGGACAGGGCGGCCGCGCUGCACGCCAACUUGGUGCAGCUGCUGGACGCCCACCGCCUGGGUCUGGCUGGUCCCUGCCAGGAGCUGUUGUCCCAGUGGCACGAGCUGCUGCUGCUUUCCCGGUCCGUUGCCAGCAGCCUUUCAAAGUGCACGUUGCUCCUCAAACAGCAGGAGGAGUCCAGGGCGGCUGAGCUGGCACAAGAGCGGGAGCGGUCACGUGUUCUUCAGGAAAGCCUCAGCGUCCUCGCAAGGGAGCACCACCAGUUAGAGUGCACUCUGAGCAAUCCACGCCUCAACCACAUCCCGGGAGACGAAUCUGAAGAGGAAUUCUUUGAUGCCUUCGAAGGGGAGGCUUCUCCGAGCAGUGACAAUCAAGUUCCAGCGGAAGUAGGAACCACGAAGGAAGACACCAUGCCAGAGGAACUGAGCUCGUCAUUACCUAAGGAAAAGGAGCGGGGAUUCUGGGGCAGAACACGUCUUCCAGUGCCCAUGUUCUCAAAGAACGACUUCAGCCUAUGGAGCAUCCUGAAGCAAUGCAUAGGCAAGGAGUUGUCCAAGAUCACCAUGCCCGUUGUGUUCAACGAGCCAUUGAGCUUCCUACAGCGCAUUUCAGAGAACAUGGAGUACAGCCAUCUGCUCGUUCAGGCUGAUGAAGCUACUGACCCCAUUGACAGAAUUGAGCUGGUGACUGCUUUUGCAGUGUCUGCACUUGCAUCAAACCUCGAACGAUUGAGCAAACCUUUCAACCCACUUCUUGGUGAGACAUACGAACUGGUCAGAGAUGAUGUGGGCUUCCGAAUGGUGUGCGAACAAGUGAGCCAUCACCCACCUGUGAGUGCAUUCCACGCCGAAUCGCCCCACUUCAAAGUGCACGGCUCAGUGUACCCGAAGCUGAAGUUUUGGGGCAAGUCGAUCGAGAUCAAACCCGAGGGCCACCUGACUGUGGAUCUGCUCUCGCACGGCGAGUCAUACACAUGGACCAAUGUAAACUGCUGUAUCCACAACAUCAUUGUGGGGAAGCUAUGGUUUGAACAGUACGGCGUAAUGGAGAUUGUUUGCCAAAAGUCUGGACUGACAUCAUCACUCACGUUCAAGCAAGCUGGCUGGUUCUACAAAGAUUUGCACCGGAUAGAGGGAUUCAUCUUCGACAAGCAAAAAUCCCGCCUGCGCUUUCUAUACGGCAAGUGGACAGACUACCUCAAGGCGGCGCCUGUCGCCGAGUAUGAGGAGUACAUGCAGACCCACAACUUCCGUGCCCCCGAACAGCCACCACUGGGCACCUCCACGUCAGCAAGUGCGGGAGCGAGCCCCGCACACACUCCCAAGCGUAUGUACGCCAAGCUGAACAGCCUGACACGCUCCCUGACGGGAGGCUCACAGGGUGACAUGCCAGGACCCAAGAGCCCCGAACCCUGUGACCUCGAUGACGGAGAGAUUCCCAAGAGUGAUUCGACGUAUUCACUCGACAUCCCAAACUCUCGUCUCCUUUGGCGAGUCACACCACGACCAGAGUACGCGGCCCAGUAUUACAACUUCACAUUGUUUGCCAUGGCGCUGAACGAGAUGGAAGAAGGAAUGGAGAAGGAGCUACCCUCAACUGACUGCCGGCUGCGGCCAGACAUGCGACGGUUGGAGGCAGGAGAUUUGGAUGGUGCUGCAGCAGAGAAAAAUCGUUUGGAGGAGAAACAGAGGGAAGCACGCAAACAUCGCAAAAAGCACAAGGACAUCUGGGAGCCAAGGUGGUUUCGCCAUGUCAAGGGGGCACACUCACACGAGGACGAAUGGCAGUUCAACGACAAGUACUGGGACCGAGACUUCACUUCAUGCCCGGACAUCUUUUGAAGGUUUCCCGGCCCGAGCCCAGCACAUUGGGACUCCUUUCAGCCAUCAAACAGCAAAGUGUACUCCCUCAGUUUGCAAAAGACAAAAACUACAUUGUCCUUCAUCUGGGGAAAAAACAGCCCACUGUUUUCAAAUGUCCCAUCAACACAACACAGGAGACGGCGAUCAGAGGGCAGCUUGAAAUCUCAGCAGCAUGCCACUGCAGCCCUCGGACCCCUUUACGAAACGGCUUUGCGAAAACGUGGCAAAACACAGUAGGUUGAUGACGGCAGCUGCACUUCUAUAGCCGGGUGCUCAAAGUUGUCAAACCUGUAUGUCUGUCUUUCAUGGCACAGCAGCAGCCUCCCUCACCAAUGGCUGCUUUCGCGGAAAAAAAAAAAAAAAGUCGUAACGUUUUUAGUCUCUUUCCCGGAGACACCCACAACGGUGCAUGAUGUCUGUUAUGUAGCUGUAGCGCGAUGCGUGUGCUAUCUGGUGGCAUGCGGUAUUAGCUUGAGUCAGGAAUGUAGAUCUGUGCUGCUGUUGUCCCCGAGAGCCAUCAUACUGUACAACCAUGUGGAGCUCUCUAGACCGUGGUGGUUUCUCUUGUUGCAGAAGUUGCCGAACCGUGAUGUGUCGUGCAUGUGUUGACUAGUGUACAGGUUUCAAAGCAGGGCCGUGUUGUUCAUAGGGCUCGAGUCUGUUACCGUUACUUUUAGGAUAGGUUUUUAGCAUGCAUAUAAGUUCCUGGAUGUUCAAUACGUGCUGCAUACUACUCCUCAAAUAGGCGGCAAUGCAAUAUUUUAAGAUGUUGGAAGACGUAUACUAGCAGCUGCACAGUGUCAGUAGCUAGUCACAUUUUAUUUUGCAUCACAGGGAGCCACAGAUGGUGGCACCUGUGACAGAAGCAGCCACAGAGCUGAAAUAUGAAAUGUUUGUGCAUACUGUUUUAUAUGUUUUUCAAAUUAAAGAUGUGAGCCAGUU